Stylophora pistillata is the source of this 2446-nucleotide messenger RNA. RefSeq names its product melanocyte-stimulating hormone receptor-like. Gene Ontology annotation, biological process: G protein-coupled receptor signaling pathway. Gene Ontology annotation, cellular component: membrane. Gene Ontology annotation, molecular function: G protein-coupled receptor activity. Lineage: Eukaryota; Metazoa; Cnidaria; Anthozoa; Scleractinia; Pocilloporidae. The record is from RefSeq and is a predicted model, not a curated record.
UGAAGACAAAUAUGAGGCACAAAGAUGAACUCCUGAUCCUGGUCGGGCGAGAAACGGACAGUAAAAGGCUGGAAGAGUUCAGUUUUUAAUUAAAAAUUCAAAUAUAUCAAGACAUUUUGGUAUAUGUGACCAAUAUUAUUUUAUCUAUAAUAAUAAUACAGAUGUCUUAUCCUUGUCUUAUUUCGCCAAUAUCUAUACCUGAAACGCACGUCAAAGAUCAAGGGAAAAGUAGCUUUUGACUUCACAGCCAAUUUUCUCGCGUAGGUUAUUACGUGAUCACGCCGCAAGUCUUUAUAUAUAUGAUAAAUUUUAAGAAAGAAGGGUUUCAGUGAUUGUAGCUGGACGGAUGCUGUUAAGACGAGAUUUUCCUUCACAAGUAACCCUGAAGUAGAUAGAAACGACAGAAUGCUUGAGACAAACAAUUCAACAGAUGGUGAAAUACAGAUGAAAACUUAUCAAGAACUGGUAUGUUCGUCCUAUUUUAUAGGUGGUUUACAAAAACAAUCGAUUCAUCUCGCAGUGGUAAAUAUGAUACUCUCCCUCACAGCAUUUCUUGGAUAUUCUCUCAUCCUUGUUGCCCUUCACAAAGAAUCCUCCCUUCAUCCGCCAUCCAAACUCUUGUAUAGUUGUCUGGCAAUAACUGAUCUGUUGGUUGGUCUUAUUACCCAGCCUCUCUAUGCUAUUCAUCGGAUGUCCACGGCUUUCGAACACUGGAAUCUUUGUCGAUACACAGGGGGCGCCGUCAGCGUAACAAGCUAUGCAUUAUGUGGAGUAUCUUUCUUGACAAUGACGGCCAUAAGUGUGGAUAGACUUCUCGCUCUGCUGCUGGGGCUGAGCUAUAAACAAAUAGUAACUUUGAAGCGCUCAUAUAUUUUUUUAGCUGUCGUUUGGGUUUCAUCUGGUGCCGUUGCUUUAUGCUACAUUUUAGAUCACCCUAUAAGCUUAUGGUAUAUGUAUUUCAUGACACCAUCUUGUCUAGUGAUCUUACUCGUCUCGUACUCAAAGAUUUUUCGCACCCUCAGCCAUCAUCAGGCACAAGUACAAGAUAAUGUUCAACAACAGGCGAGCCAAACAAAUACACUAAACAUUGCGCGAUACAGAAAGGCGCUGCAUAGUGCACUGUGGGUUCUUUCAGCUUUAGUUGUUUGUUCUACCCCAAGUUACUUACUUGAAAUUGUGAAAAAUCGUAAGAAAACAUUUUCAUCAGAUUUAGUCGUCAUCAGAGAAAUAGCAUUAACCUUACUUUACUUCAACUCGACGUUAAAUCCGUUUCUUUACUGCUGGAAGAUUAGGGAAGUGAGACAAGCAGUGCAGCAGACAAUCAGACGGGUACUUUGUUGUCCAUGGAGUUAGAUCCCUCAUGAGUUAUACUCGUAUUAACUCUUUCAAAACUGAUUCCUAACGUCACAGCUGCUAAUACAUUAAAGAACGGUCGCCGGAAAUGUUGAACUAUGAAGAAAUGAAGAACAGGAAAUUGAAACACUGGCCAUGUCCUAAUAUAUUUCAUGCGAAGGCUCUUACUGGUAACAAAAAUACGACGUUAUAAUAAGACUAACAAUAACUUCAAUUUAAGUACCUCGUAUUAGAUAGAGGGUCUGAAUGGGAGGUCCAAUUGUCGGUUGUCGGUUAAAAAUUCAGUCACUUUGUCGGUAGUCGGUUAAAAUUUUCGAUCUUUGCCGGUAGUCGGUAGUAUUUUUCGUCCUUUGUCGCUAGUCGGUUAACCUCAAUCACACCCUUCUCUAGGUCACUUCCUUCAAUCAUAAUCCUCUUUGCCAAAAUUUCGUCCUCUCUCGCUUCUUCUCGUGAUUUUCGUUUUCUCCUCACUUCCCACUGGUCGCCUUUCUUUUCGGAAGUGUUCAUCAACUUCUGCUUGCUCGCAGAUGUAUCACCUGCAUCCGGCGCAUUAAGCAGCACGACGGGUUGAGCGGUCCAGUUUGUAACUUCUUGGAUAAUGUGCACUAAAAUGUGAAAUGGGGCCUAUUUUAAGUACUCUCGUUAGCAGAUCUUAGCAGGCUCAGGUGACGUUAAGCGCUAUCUCUAAAUAUAUCCCUUAACCCACAGAGAAAAGCUGCAAAAGUUAAUUGCUCAUCUCGAUGUAACACGCCAUACAUCACUGAAGGUGGUUCAAAAAGUUGGACACGUAAGAUUGAAGAAAUUUUCCUUUACUAAAUUCUACAGAAAACUGAGUAGUUUGACGCCAGGUUAUCCAAAAGUUUAUUUUAAGCUGUUUAUAUCUGCUCAUUUUCUAUUUAGAUAAAUUCUCAACUUCAAUCUGCCCGGUGCCAUUAACGCGACUGUUAACCUGAAGCCGCAAUAAUCAAUAGAAUAUGCCAUCAUUUGCUUUAAAUUAUAAAUGCGAUAAACGACAGAUUGUCAACCUAGAAAACUUUUGUAUUUUAACAAUCGAAGUCAAAUACAUCGAUUUGCAGGCUAAACGGUUAUUGCU